Messenger RNA from Pipistrellus nathusii (Nathusius's pipistrelle), 357 nucleotides. The record is from the annotation of a GenBank genome assembly. NCBI's taxonomy places the organism in Eukaryota, Metazoa, Chordata, Mammalia, Chiroptera, Vespertilionidae.
AUGGAGAAAACCAGCGACUACUACCGCGUGGACGAGGACUUGCCGGCGAGGUUCAACCACCCGGCGUGCUUCCGGGGCUACAGGAGGACCAAGGAGCCGGCCUCGGUGUACAUGACCAGUAACCAGGCCUACGGGAGCCGAGCGCCCACCGUGCACGAGAUGCCGAAAGUGUUCUACGCAAGUUCGAACAGCUUCUCCAGGCAGCUGGCAGCUGCUGGAAUGUUCCGGAACACUUCCUUGAACGUCCACGUGGAGAAGAGCAACGUGAUGGGCGCCGACAACUGGAUCACCUCCUUCGACCGGCUGAACUUCCACCCCAGCUACAACGUGCGCCGGCCCUCCAUCUGCAACGACUGA